AAAAAACUAUUCACAGAUAAAUGGCUAUGAAAAUCUAUUCUAAUUUAUUCACUCUUUCCAAAUUUAAAAAGUGUAUCAUCUAAAUAUUGGGCUCAAUGUGCACGGCAUUGGGAAUAUAAGGGUGAGCACUGUCUGAGGAGUUUACAAUGUAGUGACUUUGCUGUAAUCUCAUUAACAAUUUAACACUUCAGUAUCAUUAGGUGCUUUAACUUCAAAGUCCUGGAGUUUUAAGGACAGAUGAGGCAAUGGAAUUCCAGGGUAUUCAUUUACUCACUUAGCCACUGACAUUUAAACAAAUUCAAGUCUCUCCCUGGACACCUUCCCUUCCCAUCACUCUCGUCUCCAGUUACUUCCUUUUUCUUUCCUCUCUCUCACAGCUAACCUUCUCAAGCACUUGUACCAUCCCUCCUCUUCAUCUGCUCACUCCUAAUCUUUUGCCUGCGUCUACCAGCACUAAUGCCCCAUGGACCCUUCUCAGCCCUCAUUUUACCCAGUUCGUCCUUUCUUAAAACAUUUUCCUCUCUUGUUUCAAUACCAUCCUGGUUUCCCCUACACAAGGGUCUCCUUGUGUAGAUUGCUGCAUAUGGCUGUUCUGUGUAAAAACUUCUCAAAACUCAAGUCCUAGACCUCCUUUUCUCAUUUUCUAAUUUUUAAUUUUAUGUUUACUUAUUUUUGAGAGAGAGCUAGACAAAGAGCAAGUGAGGAGGGAGCAGAGAGAAAGGGGGACACAGAAUCCGAAGCAGGCUCCAGUCUCUUAGCUGUCAGCACAGAGCCAACCCAUGAACCAUGAGAUCACGAUCUGAGCCAAAAUUGGAUGCCUAACUGACUGAGCCACCCAGGCACCCCUCUAAUUUUUUAAUUUUUACUGAGGUAAUCUCAUCCACUUAUAUGCUAGCAACUCCCACAUUUACAUUUUUUCCCCAGACCUCCCCUCUGAGCUGCAGACCUAUGUAUCCCACAGUAUACUUUCCACUCCUCCACCCCUUGGAGAUCUUGUUUUUUUGUUGUUGUUGUUUGGUGUUUUGUUUUGUUUUGUUUUAAGUAGGGGCUUCAUGCCCAGCACAGAGCCCAACACAACCUCAGAUUAAGACCAGAGCUGAAAGGCUGUCAUUCAAAAUAGAAGGAGAGAUAAAAAAAUUUCCCAGACAAACAAACAGUAAAGGAGUUUGGGACCACUAAACCAGCCCUGCAAGAAAUGUUAAGGGGGACUUUCUGAGGGGAGAAAAGAUGAAAAUACAUAUAUAAAAAUAAAUAAAUACCAAAACCAACAAAAGAUCAGAAAGGACCAGAGUCCACCACCAGAAACUCCAACUCUACAAGCAUCAAAUGGCAAUAAAUUCGUAUCUUUCAGUAGUCACUCUAAACAUCAAUGGACUCAAUGCUCCAAUCAAAAGACAUAGGGUAACAAAAUGGAUAAGAAAACACGAUCCAUCUAUAUGCUGUUUACAAGAGACCCACUUUAGACCUAAAAACACCUUCAGAUUGAAAAUAAGAGGAUAGCGAACCAUCUAUCAUGCUAAUGGUCAACAAAAGAAAGCCGGAGUAGCCAUACUUAUAUCAGACAAUCUAGACUUUAAAAUAAAGACUGUAUCAAGUGAUGCAGAAGGGCAUUAUAUCAUAAGGGGUCUGUAGACCAAGAAGACCUAAUAAUUGUAAACAUUUAUGUGUCAAAUGUGGUAGCACCCAAAUAUAUAAAUCAAUUCAUCACAAAGAAACUCAUCAAUAGUAAUACCAUAAUAGUAGGAGACUUCAACACCCCACUCACAGCAAUGGACAGAUCUGAUCAAAAAAUCAACAAGGAAACAAUGGCUUUGAAUAACACACUGGACCAGGUGGACUUAACAGAUAUAUUCAGAACAUUUCAUCCUAAAGCAGCAGAAUAUACAUUCUUCUCCAGUGCACAUGGAACGUUCUCCAGAAUAGACCAUAUACUGGGACAAAAAUCAGCCCUAAGUAAGUACAAAAAGAUAGAGAUCAUACCGUGCAUAUUUUCAGAUCACAACACUAUGAAACUCGAAAUCAACCACAAGAAAAAAUUUGGAAAGGUAACAAAUACUUGGAGACUGAAGACCAUCCUACUAAAGAAUGAAUGGGCUAACCAAGCAGUUAAAGAGGAAAUGAAAAAGUAUAUGGAAGUCAAUGAAAAUGAUAACACCACAACCCAAAACCUCUGGGACGCAGCAAAGGUGGUCAUAAGAGGAAAGUAUAUAGCAAUCCAGACCUUCCUAAAGAAGGAAGAAACAUCUCAGAUACACAACCUAACCUUAUGCCUUAAGGAGCUGGAAAAAGAACAACAAAUAAAGCCCCAAACCAGCAGAAUACAGGAAAUAAUAAAGAUUAGAGCAGAAAUUAAUGCUAUCGAGACCAAAAAAACCGGUAGAACAGAUCAAUGAAACCAGAAGCUGGUUCUUUGAAAGAAUUAACAAAAUUGAUAAACCACUAGCCAGCUUGAUCAAAAAGAAAAAGUAAAGGACCCAAAUAAAUAAAACCAAGAAUGAAAGAGGAGAGAUAACAACCAACACAACAGAAAUAAAAACAAUAAUAAGAGAAUAUUAUGAGCAAUUAUAUGCCAAUAAAAUGGGAAAUCUGGAAGAAAUGGACAAAUUCCUAGAAACAUAUACACUACCAAAACUGAAACAGGAAGAACUGGAAAAUUUGAACAGACCCAUAACCAGUAAGGAAAUCGAAUUAGUAAUCAAAAAUCUGCCAAAAAACAAGAGUCCAGGGCCAGAUGGCCUACCAGGGGAAUUCUACCAAACAUUUAAGGAAGAGUUAACACCUAUUUUCUUGAAACUGUUCCAAAAAAUAGAAAGGGAAGGAAAACUUCCAAACUCUUUCUAUGAAGCCAGCAUUACCUUGAUUCCAAAAUCAGAAAGACACCCCUCUAAAAAGGAGAACUAUAGACCAGUUUCUCUGAUGAACAUGGAUGCAAAAACCCUCAACAAGAUAUUAACCAACCAGAUCCAACAAUACAUUAAAAAAAUUAUUCACCAUGACCAAGCGGGAUUUAUACCUGGGAUGCAGGGCUGGUUCAAUAUCCGCAAAACAAUUAAUGUGAUUCAUCACAUCAAUAAAAGAAAGGACAAGAACCGUAUGAUCCUUUCAAUAGAUGCAGAGAAAGCAUUUGACAAAAUACAGCAUCCUUUCUUGAUAAAAACCCUCAAGAAAAUAGGGAUAGAGGAGCAUACCUCGAGAUCAUAAAAGCCAUAUAUGAACAACCCAACGCUAAUAUCAUCCUCAAUGGGGAAAAACUGAGAGCUUUCCCCCUAAGGUCAGGAACAAGACAGGGAUGUAUGCUCUUGCCACUGUUAUUCAACAUAGUAUUGGAGGUCUUAGCCUCUGCAAUCAGAAAACACAAAGAAAUAAAAGGCAUCCAAAUCAGCCAGGAGGAGGUCAAACUUUCAGUCUUCGCAGAUGACAUGAUACUCUAUAUGGAAAGCCCAAAAGAUUCCACCCCAAAGCUGCUAAAACUGAUCCAUGAAUUCAGCAAAGUUGCAGGGUAUAAAAUCAACGCACGGAAAUCGGUUGCAUUCCUAUACACGAACAAUGAAGUGACAGAAAGAGAAAUCAAGGAAUCAAUCCCAUUUACAAUUGCAUCAAAAACCAUAACAUACCUAGGAAUAAAUCUAACCAAAGAGGUGAAAAAUAUAUACCCUGAAAACUGUAGAAAGCUUAUGAAAGAAAUUGAAGAAGACACAAAAAAAUGGAAAAAGAUUCCAUGCUCCUGGGUAGGAAUAACAAAUAUUGUUAAAAUGUUGAUACUACCCAAAACAAUCUACAUAUUCAAUGCAAUCCCUAUCAAAGUAACACCAGCAUUCUUCACAGAGCUAGAACAAAUAAUCCUAAAAUUUUUAUGGAACCAGAAAAGACCCUGACUAGCCAAAGCAAUCUUGAAAAAGAAAACCAAAGCAGGAGACAUCACAAUCCCAGACUUCAAGCUAUACUACAAAGCUGUAAUCAUCAAGACAGUAUGGCACUGGCACAAGGACAGACACUCAGAUCAAUGGAACAGAAUAGAGAACCCAGAAAUGGACCCACAAACGUAUGGCCAACUAAUCUUGGACAAAGCAGGAAAGAAUAUCCAAUGGAAUAAAGACAGUCUCUUCAGCAAGUGGUGCUGGGAAAACUGGACAGCGACAUGCAGAAGAAUGAGCCUGGACCGCUUUCUUACACCAUACACAAAAAUAAACUCAAAAUGGAUGAAAGACCUCAAUGUAAGACAGGAAACCAUCAAAAUCCUCGAGGAGAAAGCAGGCAAAAACCUCUUUGAUCUUGGCCGCAGCAACUUCUUACUCAACACGUCUCUGGAGGCAAGGGAAACAAAAGCAAAAAUGAACUACUGGGACCUCAUCAAAAUGAAAAGCUUCUGCACAGCGAAGGAAACAAUCAGCAAAACUAAAAGGCAACCGACAGAAUGGGAGAAGAUAUUUGCAAACGACAUAUCAGAUAAAGGGUUAGUAUCCAAAAUCUAUAAAGAACUUAUCAAACUCAACACCCAAAAAGCAAAUAAUCCAGUGAAGAAAUGGGUAAAAGACAUGAAUAGACACUUCUCCAAGAAAGACAUCCAGAUAGCCAACCGACACAUGAAAACAUGCUCAACUUCACUCAUCAUCAGGGAAAUACAAAUCAAAACCACAACGAGAUACCACCUUAUGCCUGUCAGAACGGCUAACAUUAACAACUCAGGCAACAACAGACGUUGGCAAGGAUGCGGAGAAAGAGGAUCUCUUUUGCAUUGUUGGUGGGAAUGCAAGCUGGUGCAGCCACUCUGGAAAACAGUAUGGAGCUUCCUCAAAGAACUAAAAAUAGAACUACCCUAUGCCCCAGCAAUUGCACUACUAGGUAUUUAUCCAAGGGAUACAGGUGUGCUGUUUCGAAGGGACACAUGCACCCCCAUGUUUAUAGCAGCACUAUCAACAAUAGCCAAAGUAUGGAAAGAGCCCAAACGUCCAUCAAUGGAUGAAUGGAUAAAGAAGAUGUGGUAUAUAUUCACAAUGAAGUAUUACUCGGCAACCAAAAAGAAUGAAAUCUUGCCAUUUGCAACUACGUGGAUGGAACUGGAGGGUAUUAUGCUAAGUGAAAUCAGUCAGGCAGAGAAAGACAAAUGUCAUAUGACUUCACUCAUAUGAGGACUUUAGGAGACAAAACAGAUGAACAUAAGGGAAGGGAAACAAAAAUAAUAUAACAACAGGGAGGGGGACAAAACAUAGAGACUCAUAAAUAUGGAGAACAAAUUGAGGGUUGCUGGAGGGGUUGUGGGAGGGGGGAUGGGCUAAAUGGGUAAGGGUCACUAAGGAAUCUACUCCUGAAAUCAUCGUUGCACUAUAUGCUAACUAAUUUGGAUGUAAAUUUAAAAAAAUAAAAAAUAAAAUUUAGAAAAACAAAAUAGUGCAAAAUAUACUUUCAAAUAAAAUUUAAAGAAAGAAAAAAGAAAAAAAAAAAAGACCUGAGCUAAGAUCAGGAGUCGGACACUUGGGGCUCCUGGAUGGCUAAAUCUGUUAAUUAAGCCAGUGACUCUUGAUUUUGGUUCGGGUCAUGAUGUCAUGGUCAUGAGAUCGAGCACCUCCAUGGACUCUGACCUGGGUGUGCCGCCUGCCUGAGAUUCUCUCUCUCCCUCUACCUCUGCCCUCCCUAGCUCGCACUUGUCUGCAUGUGCACACAUACUCUCUUUCUCUCUCACACACACACAAAAAAGAGCCAGAUGCUUAACUGACUGAGCCACCCAAGGUGUCCCUCCACCCCUUGGAGAUCUUAAAGUCUCCUCAAACACAACAUGUCCCAAAUGGAACUCAUGAUCUUUGUCGCUCUAUGCCAAUGUUCGAUAUCUCAGUGAAUCGCCCUGUCAUCCAUUCAGCUAUACAAUCCUGAUUGUUCUUGAAAUUCUCUUCCCCUGAGUUCUGCCUUCCGUAGUAUUCAGGACAUUGCCAGUACCUUCUAAAAUAUCUCUCAGAUCCAGCCACAUCUCUAUAUCUGUGAUGCCAUCCUAAUCCAAUUUAACAUCUUCCUGUCUGGAUUACUGCAAUAGGCACCCAACUGUUCUCUCACAUCCCUCUUUUCUAGCUCUAUCUGCCCUCACUGCAAGCAGAAAAAUCUUUUAAAACUGCAAAUCUGAGCAAGCUGUUUGGAUACUUAAAACCCUUCAAUCAGCAUUGCUUGUGGCAGAAAGAUCGUGAUCUGACAACCUCUCCAACCGCAUCUCACAGCACAGUCCCCCCUGUCUUUCUGGCAUUGUAAUUUAUCUUCAGUUGCUCCCAUGUGCCAUGUUGCUUUCAGCCAGAGUCUUGUUUGAAACUCUAGUCCUUCUGUCUUUGCUAGGUUGCCUAGGUAACUCCUACUCACCCACUAGCUGUAAGGUCACUUCUUCACACAAGCCUUCCCUGACCCCUGAAACUGAAUCAUAUCCCCCUCUGCUACAGUCUCACAGCACCCAGUUUCUCUUCAUAGAUAUUAUCAUCAUUCGUAUUUAUGCAUUUUGUUGUUUAAUGAUUUGAUUAAUCUGUCUUGCCCUCUAAUGUAUUAGUUUAAUAAAGGCAGAGCCAAUAUUUAUUAUUCUUACCAUUUGAUCCUCAAAGCCUACUUGAACAGAUGGUGACCACACUCAUCGUGGUAAGCUUUUCAUAAUGUAAUUGUCAAAUCACUAUGUGAUACACCUGCAACUAAUAUAAUGUUGUAUGUCAACUAUACCUUAAUUAAAAAUUUUUUAAAUACAUAAGGUCAUUACAUUAAAAAAAAGGCCUAUUAGAGUGCCUGGCACAUAGUAGGCACUCAAUAAAAGUUUGUUGAAUUGGGGCACCUGAGUGGCUCAGCCAGUUAAGCAUCCGACUUUGGCUCAGGUCGUGAUCUCACAGUUCAUGGGUUUGAGGCCCAUGUCGGGCUCUGUGCUGACAGCUUAGAGCCUGGAGACUGCUUCAGAUUCUGUGUCUCCCUCUCUCUCUGCCCCUCCCCUGCUUGUGCUCUGUCUCUUUCUCUCUCUCUCAAAAUAAAUAAACAUUAAAAAAAUUUUUUUUAAGUUUGUUGAAUUAAUUAACAAAGGAAUGAAUAAAUGAAGGUCAUUAGUGACUUGCCCAGGAUCGAUAUAGCAAGACAGACCAUGGCCAGGUAUUCUAAAUUUUAGUCCAUGUUACUAGCCUUCUCACAAAGACCUUGUCCUCAAUUGUUCUGAAUUACUGCAACCAAAGCAACUUCACAACUCAUGUCCAAUUUCUCGACCCUACCAUUUUCUAAGGAUGGAAUUUAUGCAGCAAGGAGAUGCGAUAUGUAUAGCAUUUUUUUUUCCAAGAAAUACAUGCUAUCUUUUUGCUCUAUUUUGAAGGGUUUUUUUUUAUGAUAAACCAUGCCGCUAUUUAAAACUUGUAAAGCUUUUUGAGAUUCUCAGAAGAAAUAUAAGGCAUAGAUCACAAAGAACAGUUUUAUCUCUUGCAAUAGGAUUUCCUGUUCAAAAAAUGAUGUUAAUUUGAAAAGCUGAUACCUCCAAAAGAGCAUUCUAUUAGGUGGGUAAUCAUCAUCAUAUUGCCAGCUGCUGUGUAUACCCUUCUCUUAAGAAUGAAAAAGUAACAAUCCACUUUGUUGUGUACAAGUGCCUUGCGUGUUUUAUAAAAUCCACAUAAAAUGGUCAGUGGUUGGAGGAGAGGCUCCUGUAUUUAUAAGACAAAUAAGUUCACUGUCACCCCUGAAGAAACUUGAAGAUAUGAUUCUCAGGGGUGUUUGGUGCCUUGGAUGAAAAUGGAAUCAUUAUUUUUCAACUUCCCCUGCUCACGUCAUUGACUCCCACCUGCAGCCGGUCCAUUGGUUAUAAGUAGCCAUAAAUGGCCUUGCAGAUUGUAAGCAGGGUAGCCAACCAGGACCAGCAAAGCCAAACUCCUGGUAAGCUUUAUUAGCCCUUUCUGUGUAUUUCAUUUCCAUUUCACAUUUUGGAGUCAGAGACAAUCCAUACUUAUGCUGAUGUGGUGUGAGUCUGUCUGAGAUGUGUGUAUAAGGUGCAUUUCUCAGUUUUUGGUAUAUCUUUUCUUUUUUCUCCUCCUCCUCCUCCUCCUCCUCCUCCUCCUCCUCCUCCUCUGUUUAUUGAGACUGCUAUCUUAAUACAUACGUAUGCUUUUUUUUUUUUUAAGACUUGCACUUUCUUUGGAGACAACAAAGUGCAUUUUUUUCGAAGAUGAAAAAGCGUACUCAGACUUUCUGGGUUGUAUUCAUAAUUGCUUUGCUCAUCACUGUAUAAUGUUAUCAUCAUAGACUCCUUUAAGCUAAUAAACUGGAUUUGGGGGUCUUCAUUUGCAAAUAAACAUGGGGAAAAAAGAGGGCUGCAAAAUCCAGGUGCACCAAUAUACUAUUUUUUCCUCCCUGUCUCUCUUUAAAAAUGUUUCCUCUUUCUCUUUUUACUUUCGCCCUCCCUUCUCUCCUCCUCCCUCUUCCUUCACCUUCCUCCUACCCCUCCAACUCCUCCUUCUUCUUUUCUUUCCUUCUUGUCUCUCAGACCAUUGAUAUCUCCCUGAUCCUGCCUUCCACUCAGCUUCGUUCCACCAUGCCCAAAGCACUCCUGCUGCUGUGUGCUGUCCUGGUGCUACUUGGGCUUGUGCCUGGAGCCACAGUGAGAAACGGAGAGAAAUGGAAGCCGCUCAACAAUCCCCGGAACAGAGAGCUGUUUUUCAGAACCCUUCAGGCAUAUCUUAAGGGAAGAGGUCUUGAUCUUGGGAGAUUUCCGAACACUUUCUCCAUGAAUGAGAAUCCCAGACCCCUCUCUUUCCAAUCAGAACUUCUUGCUUCUGCAUUUGCAGAUUAUGAGGAGCAGAAAAACUCCUUUCCUAAUUACAUCAAAGGCUGAAUGUUUCCUCUGAACACAGGUGUCUGGCUAUUUUAAAACUACAGAUCAAGCUUCUCAUCAGAAAAAUUCAAUCAUGGUCAUGGCUAAACCUUUUCCCCCUCCAUUUUUGUCAAUUUAUAAUGGUUUUAUUCUACAUUUCCAGAUUUACAUAUAAAUGGGUCGAGCUUUGGGACAUAUGUGACUUAUGUGCAUAUUUUUGGAGUCUUUUUUCCAUUCUAUAAACCAUAAACAUCAAUGUAGAGCACUGGACAUAUUUCUAAGAGUUACAAAAAUACUGUAGAGUCCAAAGAGAUGAUGAUCUUUCAAAUUACCUUUCCUUUAAGCUUGUCUUUCAAGCUUGUGUGCUUAUUACAUUUUUUUAAUGUUUAUU
Acinonyx jubatus (cheetah) is the source of this 9188-nucleotide messenger RNA. RefSeq names its product chromosome C1 C2orf66 homolog (gene CC1H2orf66). The transcript has 3 exons. NCBI's taxonomy places the organism in Eukaryota, Metazoa, Chordata, Mammalia, Carnivora, Felidae. Bases 8354 to 8818 code for a protein of 154 amino acids. The record is from RefSeq and is a predicted model, not a curated record.